GGUUGGGGUUUGUUGGGCCGAUAUUUGGGAUUUUUAGGGGUUAGUGGGAUGUUUUGCUGCUUUCCCUAGUAGCUGACUACUAUUGCACGUAAUUAAAACUGAGCAGCCAUGGUGGUGGUCACGCCCAGCGGCGGCCACCGGCUGCUGCCGUUCUCGGCCGUCACCCACCAGCGGCUACAUCAGGCGGCGGCGCGGCCCGGCGCCGACCCCGCCGGCGCCGCUGACCAGGCGCCCGGUGCACCGUUCGGCCAGCCGCUGCCCGGCGGCCGGCUCGCCUGGGCGGCCAACGGCGCCGCGCUCGAGGUGCUCUGCUGCCGGACGGGCGCGCGUCGCGCCGCCUGGACGUUCGGCGCGCACUGCACGGACGGCGCUCCGCCACAGGUGACUGCCGUCUGCUCCGUGGCCGAGGCGGUCGGCCCGGCCGCCGCCCAUCUGCUGGCCGUCGGUCUCGACUGCGGCGGCCGCUCCGACUCGUCCGGCGCUACCGGCGGCGGCAUGGUGUGCGUGUUCGACCUGUCGGCGGCGGCAGUGGUGCGCGCCGUCCGACUGCCCCACCAGGUGACCGCUCUGCACGUGCUGCGCGCGCCGACCGACUCGGUCGACCUGUGCCCGCCGCUACAGGCCAUGGGCGUGCUGGCGGCCGUCGGCACGCAGGCCGGCUUCGUGCUGCUGCUCGACCUCUGCCUGGACGGGCCAGUGGACACAGACGAACGCAACCCUGGCGUGCCCACUUACGUCACUGUACUGGAGCCGGCGGCGGCGCAGCGGCGCCACGAGCAGGCGGCGCUCGGAAACCACCUGUGUCUGCCGCUUAACGACGCGGCCGUGGAGGGCGGCAUGUACCAGCACCGGUCAGCGGCGGGCCGGCUCGAGCACGCCCAGCCUGCCGACGACACCUGGGUUUCGACCGUGCACUGGCUGCCCCAGCUGCGCAGCCUGGUCGUCGGUCUCAGCUUCGGAUGCUUCCAGGUGUGGAGUCUGGAGACACUUCAGCUAGAGUUCGCCAGUCGGUACGAGGCCGGCCAGCUGCCAGUGGUCGGCUGCGUCUUUCUGGAACCCGAGAACGACCCGCGCCGCUUCGUCUACCUGUGGGUCAUCAACAGCGUGCCGGCCUACCACGACAUGAACGGCUCUGUGGCCUCCGCGGCGCUGUACGCGUUACUCUACACAGAACGGUCCUGGGAGCAAGGCAUACCCGUCUACCGCGGCCUCCAGCAGGCAGGUCGGAAGCUGGUGUACGAUCUGACCACCACGCCCGAGCAGCCGGACGCCGGUCGGGUGUCGGCCAGCUGCCUGCUGUCGGCCUUCGCGCUGCCGGCUGCCGGCCUGGAGAGCAGCGGCGGCGGAGACGACAGCCUGGCGCCGCGAGACGGCACCUGCUGCGCGCUGGCCUGGGAGGCGUGGACCGAGGACGGCGCCUCGGCCUGCACCUGUCUGGCGCUGUUCGACCUGAACCGCUGGUACCAGGCGCAGCUGCCGCACCGCGUGGACGCGGCCGGCCUGGAGCGCUGUGAGUACCUGCGCUUCUUCUCGCUGGACGCCAGCGACGGUAUCGUGAUGGGCGUGUCGGUGCGCGCCGCCGAGCCGCGCUCGGGUCUGCUGACGACCACCCUGCUGCUGGACGUGGGUGUGCAGACCAUGUCGUUCUGCGGACCGCAGGAGCAGCUGCUACGCGCUCUGCAGGCGACUGGAGGCGCCCAGCUGUCACAGCCCCUGCAGGCGUACGAGGCUGCGCGCCGGCUCGGUCUGGUGUCCGCCGGUGCCGUCUCCCCGGCCGAACAGCGCGAGACGCUGCUCACUCUGGCGCUGGAGCGCGGCUUCAGCUCGCUGUUGGCGUCGUGUGCGACACGGUGGUCGUCGGGCGACUCCGACCCGGGCGGCUGCACCCUGCGCGCGCUACUCAACUGGCUUUGGCAGCACGCCGUCGAGGUGGUGUCGCGCAUCGACGCAGCGUGUGUACCGCUGUUUGACAUGAGCGCCGGGAAUCUCUCUGACGAAGAUCUGGCCAUUCUACAUGGACUGCGCGCUCAGCUGGACGGUAUGGUCACAGUGCUAGACACUAUGGCUGCCAGAACCCCAAACACUGACGGCGGCCGCGCAGAGCUCGAGUCCAAGAGCUACGUGCUGCGUGUGCGUAGUCUGCACACGGGUGUGAUCCUGUGGCUGUGUCACGCCGGCCUGCUGCCCGAGCAGGCUGACGAGGAGGCCGGCGAGUCAGUCGAGUUCGCGUACCCGGGCGCGGCGCUAGCGCAGUGGUACGCCGAGCGGCGCAGACAGCUGGGUCGCCGCCUGCUCAUGGUGGACGGCCUGGUGGAGGAGCUGGGUGAGCCGCUGCGCGCCUACUGGCAGGAGGACGGCGACGGCGCGUACCCGCCGCGCUCACUGCAGGCGCUGACCCGUGCCUAUCUGCUGGACGGAGUGACUGACGUGCGCAAACACCGCCUGCUGCACUAUCUGCUGCUCGACCUCAGCCGACUCGUGUCCGACGAACACCACGACACGCUCAAGUCGUUCCCCUCCAGCUUCGCCAUGCCGCCCAGCCUGAUCAAGCUGACGCACGCCUUCUGGCACCUGGACCACGGCAAUGUGGACUCUGCUCUGGUGUUCCUGAUGGACCCUCUGGUCCGGCCGGCGGACCUCAGCGCCUGGCAGCACCGGCGCGUGGUUGAGUCGCUGUUGGCGCAGCAGGCGCCGCGCGCUGCCUUACAGUACGCCCGGGCGCGCCACCUACCGGCGCCGCACGCCGCCGAUCUGCGGCUUCACCUGCGCGUGCUGCUGGAUAACGGUCUGGUGACGGAGGCGCUGCGCUAUGAGCGCCGCCACCGUCCUCUGGGAGGCGACGAGCUCACUGGGUGGCUGCUGGAGGGCUGCAAGCAGCGCCGCCUGCUCACGCAGCUGAUGCGUCAGCCGCUGGACGCCGCGCUUGAGCGCCAGUUCAUCCAGUUUCUGGAGAAGAACGCCGACCGUGAGUGUGCCGAGUUGCUGCACGUGUUCUACCUACAGCGGGGCCGGUACCGGGAGGCGGGCGACCUGCAGCGGAGACUGGCGGCCGCCGCUGCGCCCCCUGCCCCGGCGCGGGCCGAGUUUCGACAGUCGCUCCAUCAGCUGCUACCGACGCUGAUCCACCGACGCGACGGUUCGCCGUCGGCUGGAGUUCCCCGUCACAGCACCAUUGCGAGUCGCCGCCGCCCACUCUCGGCACAGCUACACCAGGUGCCGGCCGACGUCCGCUCGCGCGCCAUCCUCAUCCAAGAGGUACUCGAACAGAACGGCAAGAAACCAGCGACUCCGGCGGUCGCCGCCACGCCAUUCCGUCCUCGCCACAAGCGGAAACUGCCGGAGGAUGAUGACGUAUUCGACAGUCCGGCUGGCGGCCAGCGACGUCCGCUGCGGCCCGACGUGCGGCGCCUGCUGCAGACACCGCCUGUGCGCCGGGCGCCGCGCCGCUCCGACAUUGAGCCCGGCACGCCCCAGAUGACCACUCCAGCCGCCACCAGGACGCCGCAGUCAAUUCUCAAGGUGCGCCGUUACCUGGAAUCGAGCGGCGCCUCGCGCACUGAGGACACGCCAUCCAAGCAGCUGCGGUUUGGCAUGCUGCGCGGCCGCCGCUCGUUGGAGGAGAGCCGUGCUGAUCAUACUCCCCCGCCGCUGGCCACUCUUUUCACCCCUGGGAAGACGCCGGCUCCUCUGCGUGCUCCGGUCCUCUCGUCCGCGUCCCCGGUGGCUCCCGAGCACUCUCAGACUCCGUCGACUCCCGCGCCGGUCCGACUGGCGUCUCUGUUCACACCUGGGAAGACGCCGGCACCGCUAGCGCCGCGCAUCAGCCGUCUGCCCGAGCCGCGGAUCGCUAUGGCUGAGGUAUUGGCUGCCGCCGAGCGAAAACCGCCUACACCCGAACCAGCCUCACCGCCGAGCAAACGUCAAUCGCUGGCUAGUGAGCUAGAUGACAGUGAGUUCUACAGUUUCGAAGCGAGCCCGACGGUAGCUGAGCAGACGCUCGAGUUCUUCGGCCGCGAGCGGCAGCUGCAGUUAGUAGAGCGUUCCUGGCAUGAUGAGAGUGACGUGGUGACCAUGGGUGGCGAUGUGUCGCGCAGAUCACAUACUGGUGACGACGACGAAACGAUGAGCGAGGGCUCUCCGGCGCAUGAGGAUGAAGUUGGACAGCGGCACUCGACUCCACAGCAGGAGCUGCAGCGGCGUACCGUCGGCGACCAGGAGCACGAAGAAGCCGUCGGUCCGCGUACAGAGCUUCAUCUGGUGACCCCUAGUCCGCGCCGAGAACUGCAUCGGUCAACCCGGGCGACUGUCUGUGAUACUGAAGACAUUGGUGACAGGUCGGGCGUGCGUGUGGAGCGUAGCGAGGUCAGUGCUGUGGUUCACACUGAGGUAUCGUCCGUGAGUGCACGAGCGACCGAGCCGACCGCACUGUUGGAGAAAAGCGAACAGAACCAGAUCGUGUCCGAGGAAGAUCAGAAAUCAGUGGCUUCAGAGAAUGAGUUGGAGACUGCUGCGCCUGAAGAAGAACCAGCCAUGUCAGAAAAAGAUGAGGAGGAGCCCGUCACUCCGUCCGAGGACAAUAAGACACCCGCUGCGUCAUCAGAGAAGAGCGAGCGGCGUGAGUCCAACUCGUCUGGAGAGUUUAGCCCACUGAUCGGUAACAAGUUCACCAGUCUGGCGGCAAUGGCUGAUGACGAGCCGGCGGAGGGUGCCUUGGAAUCGCUGGGAGCCCAGAUUUUGACGGGAGCUGACAGCAGCCCUCAGCGGGCGAAGCCGUGCCCUGAGAAAUCACCAGAGAAUACCUCCACUUACGCGGCCGGUGAAGAGCCUUUUGUUGUGAAGCGGACUGCCUGGGUCACUGGAGAGGAGAGUGAGACGCAGGAUCGCACACUGAGCACGCUUGAAGCGCAGAUUCUGACGGGACCCGGCACGGUCUCUGCUGGGAAGGAGACGCCAGAGCGCGAGUCGCCAGCGCCGGAGGUGACGUCAGGAGCAGAGCCGGUAGCUGUGAGGGAGGCCGCCUGGGUGACCGGCACGCCAGAGAGUGACUUGUUGGACCGCAGGCUGGCUGAGCUGGAGGCUCAGGUGGUGUCGGGUGGUGAUCAGGUCAGCACUGGAAGCACCGAGUUCCGCCGCCGCUCCACACCGGACGGAGAGUCUGCGGUCGAGCGACGGACGGCGUGGGUGACCGGCGUCCCGGACGACGACGACGAGGAGGCAUCACCGAUGUCGGAGAGUUACUUGGCACCGCCGGCUGGCUUGCAGGAAGCUCUGCAGAGGAUCGACCAGGCUCUCCAGUUGCCUGAUCUGUCUACGACGAUCGGGCAGGGAGCGGCCAUCACCUCUGGUGUGCUUUCAAACAGCUCGGAGGCGGUGUCCAGUAUGACUCUUCGGCUCGAGUCGGACAGUGAAGACGAGCAGGAGCCGGCGCAGUUCACCGGCUUCACCUCGCUGCAGCAGGGGCCGGCCGAGCCGGCGGCGCCCAGUCCGCCGCGCUCGCCGCCCGCCGACCGUCUGACUCGCUCGUCUCUGCUGCGCCGGCCCAGUCCGACGGCCGGGUCGCCUCUGCUGACCCCUCGGCGCAGUCUUCGGCGGCGGGCCGGCUCGGGGGCCGCCGAACAGAUCACUGAGAAGACAGCCGAGACAAUCGUGGAGACCCAGGCGGCUUUAGAGACCACGAAGACAGUCGUGGAGUCCACGGAGACUAUCGUCAAAGCCACGGGGAUGGCUGUUGAAGCCACGGAGGAGAGGACCGUUGAAACCACGGAGAAGGUGGCCGUCGAAACCACCAAGUCAGCUGGCGAGUCGCCCAAGAGAGCCGUUAAGACUGCAGAGACAACCGUGGUGACUUCGGAGACAGUUGAAACCACGGAGACAGUUGAAACCACGGAGACAGUCGCCGAGCCGUUAGAGGCAGCCGUCGAGACUGCAGAGACAACCGCGGUGGUGACCACGAAGACAGUUGAGACAACGGAGACAGUGGAAACAAUGGAGACAGCUGUUGAAACUGUGGAGACGGCCGUCGAAGCCACGGAUACUGCUGCUGAGUCCACAGAGGAAGCCGUCGAGUCCACAGAGGCAGCCGCUGAGACCAUGGAUGAAACCGUCGAGUCCAAGGAGACAGCUGCUGAGCCCACAGAGGCAGCCGUCGAGACAACCGCGGUGGUGGCCACGAAGACAGUUGAGACAACAGAGACAGCCGUCGAAGCCAUGGAGGCGGCUGUUGAGUCCACGGAGGCAGCCGUCGAGUCCAAGGAGACGGCUGUUGAGACCAUUGAGGCAACCGUCGAGUCCGGGGAGACUGCUGCUGAGUCCACAGAGGCAGCCGUUGAGCCUGCAGUAGAAGUGGACGGAGGUGGGUCGGAUCCGGUGGUGCCUGCCGCCGCUGCGGGGACGCUGUCCUCUCCGGAGGUCGGUUCAGCGGAGGAGGACACGACGCCAUCACCAAAAACUCGGCGAGCGACACCGUCGCCGAAGAAAGAGAAGACCGUCGUACGAUCUCCGGAGAAGGCAGGACAGUCCACGUCGCCCGUUGCCAAGAUCACCACGCCAACCUCAUCUCCACCAACGAGACAGGCGGCGGCAGCGGCUGCGCGUGCCGAGCCGUCGCUCUCCCCGGUGGCUGAGGAGCACCCCUCGGAGGCUCCUUCAUCGCCGCCGACAGACUCGGCCGCUACUCUGACCACCCCGUCCAGAGCGCGGCGCAGCGUACGGCGCAGCGUUGGUGGAGUGACUCCCCGCUCCCGACUCAGUCUUCUGGCGGCCGUGGAUCCUCUCUCACCUGUACCCGAAGGGCGCAGUGUCGGAGCGGCGAGCGGUGAGCCCGCUGAGCCGGACACCGCCGCUGUCACAGAGGAACAAGAAGGCGAAACUGAGGAGCCUCUGCCAGAGCCGACCUCCACGCGGAAGAGCGCCCGCCGCAGCACCUCUGCGGAGCCGGAGCAGGCACCGACCUCCACGCGGAAGAGCUCCCGCCGCAGCGCCUCAGCGGAGCCAGAGCAGGCGCCGAUCUCCGCCAGGAAAAGCUCUCGGUCGCGGGCGGGCUCGGUGGGUCCGGCCACGCCUCUCCGACGCAGCGCGCGGACUCGCAGCGUCUCGCAGGAGCCCGAGGAGGCGGGCGCAGAGACAGACUCGCUGCGGGGAGGCUCGAUCGAGCCUGGGUCGCCGGUCUCCACACCAUCCAGACGGCUGAGGACGCGACAGGUGUCAGAGGAGCCCGAGCAGGCCACCGCUCCCGCGACCUCGAGGGGCAGGAGAACGAGGAAGGCUUCUCAAUCGGAACAUGGUGAUGACUCGGUGUUUGAAGAUACCACUAAGAAGGGAGCGGCAACCAGAGAUGUCUCCGAAGAGCCCAAAGAUAAGGCGAGCCCUGAUACCACCGUCAAAACGAGGCGUACCAGAAAAGUUUCUGAGGAACCAGAAGAGCCGACUGCCCAGAGCACAGCUCAGAAAACAAGACGUACAAGAAAAGCCUCUGAGGAGCCGGAAGAACAAUCAGUGUCGGAUACAGCAAAAAAGACCAGACGUACCAGAAAAGCUUCUGAGGAGCCAGAAGAAGCAGCAGUCCUGGACACAGCAAAGAAGACCAGACGCACCAGAAAGGCUUCUGAGGAACCAGAAGAAGCAACGGUUCUUGACACAGCAAAGAAGACCAGACGUACCAGAAAAACUUCUGAGGAGCCAGAAGAAGCAUCAGUUUUGGACACAGCAAAGAAGACCAGACGCACCAGAAAGGCUUCUGAGGAGCCAGAAGAAGCAACGGUUCUUGACACAACAAAGAAGACCAGACGUACCAGAAAAGCUUCUGAGGAGCCAGAGGAACCAUUAGUUUUGGAUACAGCUAAGAAGACCAGACGCAGUAGGAAGACCUCCGAGAGCCAGGAAGAACAUACGGCGGCAGACACCACACAGAGCGGAAGGCGAACGAGGAAGACGUCUGAGAGUGUGGCCGCUGAGGAGCCGACUCCGGCGAGAGCCACACGGACCAGGAAGAUGUCUGAGUCCUCUGAAGCAGAUGUGCCUGUUCCCUCUACGAGCAAACGCACCAGAAAACAGUCCCAGGCGAGUGAAUCGUCGGAGGCUGGCGGUAGCCCCGAGCGGGCGUCCAAGACCCGCCGACUGCGGGGUUCCUCAGAGGACGUGGAGGAUGAUGAGGACGACGGCAUGGCGCCUCCGGCCUCCCCGGCGCGCAGCACCCGCGCGCGCAGUCUCUCCGUCCAGCCGUCCUCGCCGGCUCGGCUGCCGACACGGGCGGUCUCGGAGCAGCCGCCCGAGACGCGCGUCACCGCCUCUGGGCGCAAACGGCGGCCGGCCAAGGGCUCGGAGCCCACCACACCACCCACCGCGACGAAAACAGGCCGCGGAACGAAGAAGAGCAGGGCGGCAGCGGCGGCUGACGAGGACGAGGACCCGCCGUCGGACGGAGAGCAGUCGCCGCCUGUGCGCCGCGCGGUCGGCCGCCGCAGUCAGGCGGGUGCCGCCGCGCGCCGCUCGGCGCUGCCAGCUAUCGCUGAGGCGGCGGCCGAGGCGAUGCCGCCGCCGGCGGGCGCAGCUGCCGGCCGUCGGCGGCGGCGCCGCACGACGCGCCUGCCCUCGGAGCCGCAGGAGGCCGGCAGUCCGCUGGUGCUGGUCACGGAGGAGCAGCUGGAGGAGAUCCAGCGCCGCUCGGAGGACUCGCCGGAGCAGGAGCCGCUGCCGCGCGACCGCCGGGCCUCCAUCGCGCGCACCCGCCAGCGCACUGGCCCCCGCCGCUCGGUGCGGCUCUGGUAGUCGCCUGGGAGCGACUGGGGCGCCAUCUGCGGCGUACCGUCAGUGAUGUUCGACUGUGACCGGCUAUGGUCGGUCAGCUGCUCAGUGUGUUCAUGUAUGAAUGUGUGAGGUAGUCGGAACGUGGGGAGGGAGGGGGUGGGGGACUGUCCAUUGUUCAGUGGCCACCACGGGUCACGCUUGUAUGUGUCAAACGUAUUUUGGAUAACGACCGUCUCGCUGUCCAUGCCAUCGUCGCUGGGCAGUCGUUCCGAACGUCUCGCCUGUCCCGUGCCCGGCCCGUCGCGUGUGGCUUUCUCAGCGCAGGGAACGAACGUUUCAGUUGAUAGCGUUGUGUGCUCGGUUUUGCGGUCGUUUUGCGUCGGUUUUGUACGCGAUCCGAGCUCAGAUACAAUGGUGUACGGUGUGAUUUGGGGAUAGAUUCAGGGGCGUUGGGCGGUCAGUGCCGGUGGGGAGCCGCGCAGGACUGUCGUUCUCAGCGCUGUCACCGGCUGCAUCCGCGUGGUCCGACGACGUUUGAUUCGUAUCAUGAAUAGCGAAAUGUUCAGUGGCUCGCAGUGCUGUCCGUCUCUGUUAAACGAUUUGUCACCGACGCCAAAACUUGUCAGUGAAUGUGUUUAAGUUGAGUUACUACAAUAAACGUGAGGAGCGCC
Messenger RNA from Amphibalanus amphitrite, 9416 nucleotides. Its product is annotated as protein ELYS-like. The transcript has 3 exons. The coding region runs from base 109 to 8766 and encodes 2885 amino acids. Lineage: Eukaryota; Metazoa; Arthropoda; Thecostraca; Balanomorpha; Balanidae. The record is from RefSeq and is a predicted model, not a curated record.